Messenger RNA from Galeopterus variegatus (Sunda flying lemur), 4332 nucleotides. RefSeq names its product denticleless E3 ubiquitin protein ligase homolog (Drosophila) (gene DTL). Gene Ontology annotation, cellular component: nucleus. Gene Ontology annotation, biological process: mitotic G2 DNA damage checkpoint signaling; proteasome-mediated ubiquitin-dependent protein catabolic process. The record is from RefSeq and is a predicted model, not a curated record. Lineage: Eukaryota; Metazoa; Chordata; Mammalia; Dermoptera; Cynocephalidae. Gene Ontology annotation, molecular function: protein binding; protein-macromolecule adaptor activity. The coding region runs from base 211 to 2403 and encodes 730 amino acids. The transcript is spliced from 15 exons.
AAGUGACUCUGAGGCGUCCGGACGCAGCGGCGGCAGCCAAUCAGAGAGCGUGACGUCAGUUUGGCGCGGAGUUUGGCGGCCGGGGCUUACAGUGGCGGGAGUUGGAGGCAAUAAGGAGUCCAGAGGUGAGGGGAGCAAAAUACCAUUCCUGCCUAAUUUGGGGGCAUUUCCACGGCUUUUCCCUCAGCUGAGCCUUUUCCUCCGGCCCAGAUGCUCUUCAAUUCGGUGCUCCGCCAGCCCCAGCUCGGCGUCCUGAGAAAUGGGUGGUCUUCGCAGUACCCUCUACAGUCCCUUCUAACUGGUUAUCAAUGCAGCUUUAAUGAUGAGCACACUUCUUACGGAGAAACAGGAGUCCCAGUUCCUCCUUUUGGAUGCACCUUCUCUUCUGUCACCAAUAUGGAGCAUAUACUAGCAGUUGCCAAUGAAGAAGGCUUCGUUAGAUUAUAUAACACAGAAUCACAAACUUACAGAAAGAAGUGCUUCAAAGAAUGGAUGGCUCACUGGAAUGCUGUUUUUGACCUGGCUUGGGUCCCUGGUGAACUUAAACUUGUUACAGCAGCAGGUGAUCAAACAGCCAAAUUUUGGGAUGUAAAAGCUGGUGAGUUGAUUGGAACAUGCAAAGGUCAUCAAUGCAGCCUCAAGUCAGUUGCCUUUUCCAAGUUUGAGAAAGCUGUAUUCUGUACAGGUGGAAGAGAUGGGAACAUUAUGGUCUGGGACACCAGGUGCAACAAAAAAGAUGGGUUUUAUAGGCAAGUGAAUCAAAUCAGUGGAGCUCACAAUACUUCAGACAAGCAGACCCCUUCAAAACCCAAGAAGAAACAAAAUUCAAAAGGACUUGCUCCUUCCGUGGAUUUCCAGCAGAGUGUUACUGUGGUCCUCUUUCAGGAUGAAAAUAUAUUAGUCUCAGCAGGAGCUGUGGAUGGGAUAAUCAAAGUAUGGGAUUUGCGCAAAAAUUACACUGCUUAUCGACAAGAACCCAUAGCAUCCAAGUCUUUCCUGUACCCAGGUAGCAGCACUCGAAAACUAGGAUACUCAAGUCUGGUUUUGGAUUCUACUGGAUCUACUUUAUUUGCCAAUUGCACAGAUGACAAUAUCUACAUGUUCAAUAUGACUGGAUUAAAAACUUCUCCAGUGGCUAUCUUCAAUGGACACCAAAACUCUACCUUUUAUGUAAAAUCCAGUCUUAGUCCAGAUGACCAGUUUUUAGUCAGCGGCUCAAGUGAUGAAGCAGCGUACAUCUGGAAAGUCUCCACACCCUGGCAUCCUCCUACUGUGCUCCUGGGUCAUUCUCAAGAGGUCACUUCUGUGUGCUGGUGUCCAUCCGACUUCACAAAGAUUGCUACCUGCUCUGAUGACAAUACACUAAAAAUCUGGCGCUUGAAUAGAGGCUUAGAGGAGAAACCAGGAGGAGAUAAACUUUCGAUAGUGGGUUGGGCCUCUCAGAAGAAAAAAGAGGCAAGAGCUGGUCUAGUAACAGUAAUGAGUAGCCAGAGUACUCCUGCCAAAGCCCCCAGAGUAAAGAGCAGUCCGUCCAUUUCCUCCCCAUCUUCUGCAGCUUGUGCUCCAAGCUGUGCUGGAGACCUUCCUCUUCCUUCAAAUACUCCCACAUUCUCUAUUAAAACCCCUCCUGCCAAGGCCCGGUCUCCUAUCAACAGAAGAGGCUCUGCUUCCUCUGUCUCUCCCAAGCCACCCUCAUCGUUCAAGAUGUCACUUAGAAACUGGGUGACCCGAACACCUUCCUCCUCACCACCCAUCACUCCACCUGCUUCUGAGGCCAAGAUCACAUCUCCAAGAAAAGCCCUCAUUCCUGUGAGCCAGAAGUCAUCCCAAGCAGAGGCUUCCUCUGAGUCUAGAAAUAGAGUAAAGAGGAGGCUAGACUCAAGCUGUCUGGAGAGUGUGAAACAAAAGUGUGUGAAGAGUUGCAACUGUGUGACUGAGCUUGACGGCCAAGUCGAAAAUCUUCAUUUGGAUCUCUGCUGCCUUGCUGGUAACCAGGAAGACCUUGGUAAGGACUCUCUCGGUCCUACCAAAUCAAGCAAGAUUGAAGGAGCUAGUACGAGUACCUCAGAGCCUCCUUCUCCUGUCAGUCCUUAUGCUUCAGAAAGCUGUGGAACGCUACCUCUUCCUUUGCGACCUUGUGGAGAAGGGUCUGAAGUGGUAGGCAAAGAGAAUAGCUCCCCAGAGAAUAAAAACUGGUUGUUGGCCAUGGCAGCCAAACGGAAGGCUGAGAAUUUGUCCCCACGAAGUCCAUCAUCCCAGACACCCAAUUCUAGGAGACAGAGUGGAAAGACGUCACCAGCCCCGGUCACCAUUACUCCCAGCUCCAUGAGGAAAAUCUGUACAUACUUCCAUAGAAAGUCACAAGAUGACUUCUGUAGUCCUGAACACUCAACAGAAUUGUAGAUUCUUGUCUGUAAUUAACUAAACGUUGGUCCACUAAAACAAGAUGAAAAAUACAACAGAGUAACUAUAUAAACUCUGGUCUUUAAGAAACCUACCGUCUUUUCAUUUUUAGAGAAAAUUCUUUCAACUCUGAAAUGCACCUAGUCUGGUUCUACUACCAUAGUGUAUACGCAGCUUCCUCAGGAUGAAUCUGUGUUUAAAUUUCAUAAAGUAAAUUUGUCACUGUAGCAUUUUGAGUGAAUAGUCUUCACUUUUUAAAGUAUGCAUCUUUUCUGCAAUAACGACAUCCUAGCUCAUGGAGGCAAAAAACGAAACAUGUCUCUGGUUACCCUGAAACUUUCUGUACACAAUGGAAAGUAUUUGCCAGCCACAGCACGAGGCCUAUCUGUGAAGGCCAACUGCUGACGAAAUCCUCUGCUGAAGACCCCUGGAUCUGUUCUGCCUUAGACAAGUAUAACUUUAUUUGAAAUAUAUCAUCUUUUCACUAUGCUUUUGUGUUGUUUUUUUAAGUAUGUGUAAAAGUGUGAUGUUCAGAUAAGUACAUUUAUAUCAGUUUAGUGUUAAAAUACAUUCUCUUGAGUUAAAGUCAUCUUUAGUUUAAGUGCAGUGAUAAAAUGUCAACUGUUUGGAGAAACUAGAACAACAAAAAUAGCUAUAUUUGUCUUUUUUCCCCCAAAUAUAUCUCCCACAUGAGAUUUAAGGUCCCCAUAUUUUUACCAAGCAAUCUACUGUGUUAUCAAACCAACACCACUUUCUAUAGUAGGUUAUGAUUUUUGUCAUUUAGUAGAGGGAGAUAUUUUAAAAAUCAAUAGUCAUACACUGAAGCUGGGGUUUGAAUCAGGUGCAGUCUUCAGUUCUAUAGGGCUGCAACUUUUUAAAAAAUGUCAUCAGAUUUUAAGAAAAAAUAAUGAUUUUAUUGAUAUUUUUAUAAAAGAUAGCUCUGAACUGAAAAUCCAGAACCUGAAAAAUAAAUCUUAGCUUUCUCAUGUACAUUAAAUGCAAUAACCUUCUAGAAUAGCCCUAAGCGAAAAAGUCAUGGAGUUUUCUCUAGAUAUUUAAUACAGAGAGUGUAUAGACUGACUUUAAAUUAAUAAUGUGCAAAAGAUCUUAAACAUCCUUCCCUUAAUCAACAAUUAUGUAUCAUUCAUAUUGAAAUAUACCAUUUUUUCUAUUAUUCCCCUUUGUAACCUCAUGGAAAAGAAGCUUUAUAUACAUGGAAGGGAGUCAGUCCCUUUCCAGUGACGAAACUUGAUUCCUUUUAUCCAUAUCUCUAUUAUGGGUAUGUCUCUAUCUCUAUUAUUGUAUCCAUAUCUCUAUUACUACAUAGUCUUUAUUCCUAUUUUUUGUCAUGAUUUUAAAAUCCAUUCUUAAUGAAAACUCUUUAAUUCCUUUGAACUUAUAUUAUGCUUGUAACAACCAGAACUGCAUAGGUCAAUUAAGCAUAGGUUCUCCAUGGUUUUAUCCAAAGAGAAAAACAAAAAGGGAAGCUGUAGAAUUGCUCUCAUCGAAACCAAGCACACCAUGGCCUUAACUGAAUAUUUAGGAAAUCUGCUUAUAUUUGAUGUUUGAUUUUUGAGUGUUGGGCUGUGGGGAGGUGUUAUUUUUGACCAAUACUUGCCAAUAACCCUAUCUCUCUUGCUUCGAAAGCCAAUGGGGGGGAAAAAUCUGUGAAAAAGAAAAGUGUCAAUAAAGUAGGUGAUUUUGUAUGUAUCCCUGAACAUCUCCUGGCAGCACUACUGAAUUAAAUUGGGGUAAAUGCGGCUGUCAGAAACUGUGCCAAGAGUCUACUGGGUGUAAUAUGUCCCACUUGGAAAACUAGUACUUCAACUGGAUGCCAAAGGUCAAAUGUAAUGAGAUAAUAAUUAUCUCUCCUUGUGUCAGUGUCAAACUUUGAGCUGAUCCUGAAUAAUAAAGCAUUUUAUCUUAUCU